AUGUACAAGGUUAUAAUUCAGUACCAGAUUAGUCUUGCGCGCCACUACGAAGAUCUUGGACUUUCGCGGUUUCUGGAAGAUUUUGCCACCCCUAAGGACUGGGAAGGGAUGCUGAAUGCCAUCAAGGAUAUUGAGAAGUCGAUCACUCAGGAUCUCAGUAUAAUGAAUGCGUCGACAUUGGUACAGAUUGACCAAACCUUGAAGAAGCUCGAUGGGGAUAUGGAGAGGUCAUAUCAGAUGAUGAAUGAGCCCAAAGUUGCACAGCAAGCCAGAUUGCAAUCUUUUGAAAGUCAGUACAAGACAGAAUGCUUCGAGGGCACACAGGUCAAUGUGCUCGAACAAAUCCAUGCAUGGAUUGUAUCGCCUGGGCCAGAGCAUAUGUAUUGGCUUCGCGGAAUGGCCGGUACAGGUAAAUCUACGAUCUCACGAACCAUCGCGACUCAAUGUCUCAAUCGGAAAUCCCUCCCCGAGACAACUUGUCUUGGAGGAACCUUUUUCUUUGACCAGAAUCAAGGCGAGCUAAGCGCUGCUCCAUACUUAUUCCCUACACUUUGCACGGCAACUGCGGAUUGUCUUCCCGAGAUCAGACCGGAGAUCUGCGAAGUCAAUAAAGACCAUUCAAACAUAUUGUACGAGUCACUCAGCAAUCAAUGGAAGCACUUGAUUCUUGAGCCCUUUUUGAGAUUGGAGUCGCGAAAUUCGCACAAUCGACUCCCAAAAUUGACUCUAGUUGUGGUCGUAGAUGGACUUGAUGAGUGCAGCUCCGGGAGUGAUGGAGAUACCGUUGGCACCAUCCUGGACCUCAUCACCGAGGCUUCUCAAUUAAACUCUUUCCGAUUGAAAUUUCUUCUGGCUAGCCGGCCAGAAAGUCACAUAUUUACAAGCUUUGAUGCUAUUUCUCGAUCUUCAACUUGCCUCCGAACAAGCGAACUCCAAAAGAUCGAACCGUCUAUAGGGUUUGAAGUCCCAGAUGAUGACAUUACAAAGUUCCUGCGGACCAAGACCCGAGAGACCACUGAAAGACACUCUAAUCUGAAAACCGACUGGCCUGGUGAGAAGGCGCUUGAUGGGCUUAAACGCAAAGCUGAUGGAUUGUGGAUCUAUGCAGCAACAGCCUGUCUGUUCAUCGGCGAUAAGAAUCUAAAACAUGCGAAUACGGUUGAAAAGCGGUUGAAUCACCUUCUUCGAGAAAAUGGCGACGUGACAACCCCCGAAGGCACACUGGACGCGAUGUACCUUAGAAUCUUGAAGAGCUCAGUGAUGCAGUCUGCUGUUCCAGAAGAAAUGGAUGACAUUCGCUCCCUAUUUCAAAAUAUUGCCGGGACAAUCGUCGUCCUCUGCCAUCCUCUUUCCACUAGUGCACUCGGAGCCCUUUUAACUAGUCCAAGUUGUAACGAGAUUGAAACUCUUCUGAGCGAACUUGGUUCAGUCAUAUCGAUGGGAAAUGGUCAGGACUCACCUAUCCGCCUUGCUCAAUUGUCAUUCAAAGACUUCCUUGUGAACAAUAAGAGGUGCAUUGAUAAGAACCACCAGGUCUCAAAAGAAGAGAGGCAUUCAUAUUUGCUAAAGAAAUGCCUCACUACGCUUGAGGAAACAUUGAACCAGGAUAUCUGCGGGUUUGCUGAUUACGGAAUUCUUCAAGAAGAUGUUCCCCUGAACAAAUCACGAAGUAUUUGCCAGAGCAUGUCAAAUAUUCUUGUUUGUACUGGGUUGAGCAUCUGA
Molecule: messenger RNA, 1722 nt
Organism: Penicillium malachiteum
Lineage: Eukaryota; Fungi; Ascomycota; Eurotiomycetes; Eurotiales; Aspergillaceae
Exons: 2
Coding region: 1-1722 (573 amino acids)
Source: RefSeq, a predicted model, not a curated record